Molecule: messenger RNA, 1085 nt
Organism: Lucilia sericata (common green bottle fly)
Lineage: Eukaryota; Metazoa; Arthropoda; Insecta; Diptera; Calliphoridae
Product: probable fatty acid-binding protein
Exons: 2
Coding region: 123-575 (150 amino acids)
Biological process (GO): fatty acid transport
Cellular component (GO): cytosol; nucleus
Molecular function (GO): fatty acid binding
Source: RefSeq, a predicted model, not a curated record
UAUAAUUUUUUUGUUAUUUUAUUUUAAAAUUUUAUAAAAAUCUAUCAUAAAAAUUAAUCAAAAUUUCCUAAUCGAAAAAUUUUUGGGUCAGUCUUCCUCUAAACUCCCUGGUAUUACCUAAAAUGAUAGAUAAUUUUCUUGGACAAAAAUACAUACUAAAGAAAAGUGAAAAUUUCGAUGCUUACAUGAAAGAAUUGGGUGUUGGUUUGACCCUACGCAAGAUGGGCAACACUUUAGUAUCCCAAUGUGAAUUGCAGCGAAAUGACGAUAAUAUCUAUACAUUUACCCUAGAAACUCCUUAUCAUAGCUGCAGUAUCAAUUUUGAAAUGAAUAAAGAAUUUACCGAGAUAACUUUGGAUAAUCGUGUGGUAAAAACAAUUUGUCAUUUAGAAGAUAAUGUUUUCGUACAAAAACAGCAAGCAGAGGGCUUGAAAGCAACUAAAAUUAUACGAGAAUACACAGACAAUGAACUUACAACAACUCUUACUGUGGGUGAUGUAAAGGCGGUACGAAUUUAUGGUAUUUUAGAGGAAUCAGAAGAAUCUGAGGAGUCUGAGGAUACUGAUAGUGAAUGAAUACAAUUAAAAAUUUCAAUACUAAAUAAUUUGGAAAACACUAAAUUUAGCCGAAAAAUCGAAAGGUGUAUGAUUAAUAUUGAGGACUAUUUCAAUACUAAAUAAUUUGGAAGAUAGUAAAUAUAGCCGACAAUUGGAAAUACAUUGCAUUUCAAAUAAAAAACUUGUCUCUACUCAUAGAAAGAGACAUCCUUAUGAAUGUAUUCAACUAAAUAAAAUGAAAAUAUGUAACAAAAAAAUUCAUUUGUAUAUAAAAUACCAACACAUUGAACGAAAUUGCAUCCUUUAUGGCUUUUAAAGACUUUCCGGCGCAUUGCAGUGGUGUGCCAGUCAGUUAUUCGUUAAAACUAUUUCUUUAUAAUAUGUAUUUAGUUUAAUAUAAGUGCACGGCAUUUUCCAGCACACAAUCACGUAAAUUUUAAUGUUUAAAAGCUUUUACUAUAUGUAUUCAUUGUAGUAGUAGUCCCUAUUGACGCUGUCAUGAUGGUUUAUGUCAUCGCAGUUGUAAUA